AUUUUCAAAUUUCAGAAAUUACUAAAAAAAAAGGAGAAUAUAUUGAAUAUAAAUAUGGAGGAAAAGAGAAAUUCACAGGAAAAUGGAGUGCCUAAAGGGCACAAUGCUGAAGAUUCUUAUAAACAAUUUCAAUCUGCAGCCGUUGUUUGCAACAACUCUAUUUCGUGUACCGUGGGAAAAAAUAUUCUAGCCGAAGGAGGAUCAGUUGUUGACGCUGCAAUUGCAUCCAUGCUAACAAUUGGUGUUAUAUCAUUCCAGAGUGCCGGAAUUGGUGGUGGAUUCAUCAUGGUUUACUACGAUGCUGAAACCAAACAAGAUUACGUUUUAGAUGCAAGAACAGUUGCUCCAUUGGCAGCAUAUCAAGAUAUGUACAAUGUAGAAAGAUAUCACCGAACUUACGGGAGAUUAUCAAUUGCAAUCCCUGGGGAAAUCCGGGGUUAUUGGGAAGCGCAUGUGAGAUUCGGAAAACUUCCAUGGAGCCGCCUAUUCGAACCAGCAAUUCAGGCAGCUGAAGAUGGUUUCGGAAUGACCUCUUCUUGCGAAAACUGGAUGAACAUAAUGUUUGCCAAGGUUGAAGAAAAUAAUAAUCUCAGAAAUCUAUUGAAGAAAGCCGAUGGAAAUUUUAAACGGGCUGGAGAUAUUAUAAAACGACCAAAUUAUGCAGAAACUCUUCGCAUAAUAGCAAAGGAAGGUUGCGAAGCUUUUUACAAUGGUUCGCUUACGAAGUCGAUUUUAGAAGAUAUUAACGAUGGAUUCGGACUUCCGUCUAUCAUAACAAAGGAGGAUUUCACAGGAUACCGGGUAAAAAUGGAAAAAUCAAUCAAGAUAAAUCUGGAUGAUAACCACCAGCUUAUUACGACUCCUGCACCAAGCGGAGGACCAGUGCUUGCUUUUAUGCUCAACAUACUUAAAGGAUACAAGUUUACGUCUAAAGAUUUAAGCGAAGACAAAAUUCUAACAUAUCACCGAAUUGUGGAAGCAAUGAAGUUUGCAUACUAUGAGAGAAACCAUCUAGGCGAUCCGGACUUUAGCAUCAAAGUCGAAGAGGUUGUACAAAAUAUGGUUUCUGAGGAACACGCUAGGGAAAUUAGGAAAAGAAUAGAUGAUACCCAAACACAUUUAAUAGAAUAUUACGGAGAAAGCUUACUCCCAUUACCCGAAGAUCACGGGACUGCACAACUAGGAAUAAUCGGAAAAGACGGAAGUGCAAUCGCCAUGACGAGUACCGUUAACAACGCUUUCGGUAGCAGCAUGUAUGGUAAGAGAACUGGCAUACUAUUCAACGAUCAGAUGGCACUAUUCUCAGUACCACAGGCAGAUAACCCAAACACCUAUCGGCUUCAGAAUCUCAUAGCACCGGGAAAAAGAUGUGUAACUGCAACCUGCCCGUCCAUUAUUAUGGAAAAGACUCCCAAUGGCUCAGAAGUUAAAAUGGUGAUAGGAGGAUCUGGAGGUUCACGUAUUAUCAAUUCUUCUUUGAUUGUUAUAAUGCGGACUUUAUGGUUCAACAAGAACAUCAAUGAAGCGGUAAACGAAAAACGAUUCCAUCACUCAUGGUAUCCAAACGUUUUACGUUUUCAAGAGGGUUUUAACAAGGAAAUUAUUCAUGGCCUGAAAAACAAGGGGCAUGAAAUCGAAACUGAAGGAUCCCAUGUUUCAACAGUUCAAGCAAUUAUGAGACAAAACGAAAAUAUAAUUGCAGCCAAAUGUGAUGAUAGACGAGGCGGCUCACCGGAUGGGUUCUAGAAUAUAUUAUAAAUAUUCUAUAAUAUAUAUAUUUAUUAUACUGUAGCGUGUGCGUAAUGAUUACUAUAUAAUGUAUAUAUGGAUUUUUAUGUUAUUAGUGUACUUGAAUGCAAGGAAGCCGUUUCAAUUCUGGUGAUAACAACACCAAAAGCUUUGUGCCGAAAGGAUUGAUGACCUUUCUUAGGCCCUUGGACGAAAGUUUGGAAAAAAGGGUCUUUCAUGCAUUCCUUGUUUUCAGUUCGAUUGGGAUUUCAACUGUAUACUCUUAUUAAGGAUUUGAAUGUUUAUUUCGUAUCUCUCAUUAGGAACAAUUCAAUCCUGAAAAUUCAAUAAAAUAUACGAACAUUCGGCAUUGCAA
Molecule: messenger RNA, 2104 nt
Organism: Styela clava
Lineage: Eukaryota; Metazoa; Chordata; Ascidiacea; Stolidobranchia; Styelidae
Product: glutathione hydrolase 1 proenzyme-like
Biological process (GO): glutathione catabolic process
Cellular component (GO): plasma membrane
Molecular function (GO): glutathione gamma-glutamate hydrolase
Source: RefSeq, a predicted model, not a curated record